UGACGCUUCCGGGGAGUUCACGCUUUAGUGCACUGUAGGAAAACACAGCAUGGGUAAAAAGUAUUGCUGCAUUUCACUCUGUCACAACACGUCAAAUACCGUCCAACAGGACGGUACUAAAGUAAUUCUGCACAGAUUCCCAAUGUCACAUAAAAAAUUGCACAUCAGACGUCAGUGGGUAAUGAAAGUGAAAACUGUCAGGGCCAAUUUUACCUUAAAUGAUAGUUCCAGAAUUUGCAGUGCCCAUUUUGAAACCCCUUUCACGGGUGAAUCAAUUCCAACCAUUUUUCCAUCAAAACCAACAAAAGAAGUGAAAGAAAGAAGACCACUGACAAGGCACACCAAUUCUACUAGCAACAUUACUAAUUCAGAGAUUGGUUCCAGUGACAGUCCUUAUCCUGAUGAAAAAGGUACAUCAGUUGACUGCAAUGAAAAUGAACUUGUUAAAGAAAAUACCUUUGAACACAAUAUUUUAGCUGAAACAACAAACAAAGCACAUAAAAGUACCAGUACAAGUCCCUACAACAUAACAUUGGAUGUGGGAGUACAAGCAGGUCACUCGUUCUGCUCAACCAAUGAUGCUGCUGUUCAGUGUGAUUUGCCUCGAAUGGUUUAUGAGGACAUCAGGGACAGUGAUGAAAAAGUUCGCUUUUAUACAGGCUUCCCUACAUUCCAAGUUUUAUGGCUCUUCUUUUUAACCCUUCUGAAACAUGGGGCAGAUAAACUAAACUACUGGGAAGGGGAAAGACGCUCAAUGGGGGACAAAAAUUAUCAUCAAGAUGGCCAUCAAAAACCAGGGAAAAAAAGAUUUCUACGGCCCAUAGAUGAAUUCCUACUAACAUGCAUGAGACUCCGACUCGGACUGAAUCAAGAACUUUUAGCCGAUAUUUUUAGAACUUCAAAAACUAGUGUAUCAAGAAUAUUCAAUACAUGGGUGAACUUUAUAUAUGAUCAUACCAGAGGUUUAAUUGCAUGGCCUACAAGGGAGCAGAUACUUGCUAAUUUACCUAGACACUUUAAUGAUCACUCAGAUACUCGUCUAGUAGUUGAUUGCACUGAAUUUUUUGUGGAAAGGCCAUCAUCUCUUGUAGCUCAGUGGUUAACUUGGUCCGAGUAUAAGCAUCAUAAUACGUUCAAAAUACUUGUAGGGGUAACACCUAAUGGGAUGGUAUCAUUUCUAUCUAGGUUAUGGGGAGGGAAUGCAUCAGAUAGGCACAUAGUUCAAAAUGAUGACUUAAUACCUAAAUUGUCCCCGGGUGAUGUUAUAAUGGCAGACAAGGGCUUUACCAUAGAAGAUUUACUGCCUGCAGAUAUUGGUUUGAAUGUUCCUCCUCGGGUGUCAACUAAAAGUCAAAUGUCUUCAUCAGAGUUUUUUAAAACUGCUCAUAUUGCCUCAGCUAGAAUAGUAGUAGAGAUGAAAAUGGAGCAAAUUAAGAAUUUUCAAAUUCUAAAUUCUGUAUUACCACUCUCAGAGGCACAUCUGUCAGAACAAAUAAUUGUUAUAUGUGUGUCGUUAACUAACUUGCUACCACCUCUUCUACAGUAAAAAUAAAUUUAAUAUGCAGUUACUGUUCCAUACUUGUACAGAAUAUUUUUGCCUAUGAUACAUUCAAUACAGCAGUUGUGAAAAGUUUUUUAUUUACUAGGUAAAUUCAAUAUGAGGCUUUAGGAUUAUUUGUUAUACAUCAUGAGCUUAUAUAUCAUCUUUAUUUAUAUUAUAAUAUGUGUAAAUUGAGCUAAAGAAAUUAAAGUUCAACUGUCCAACAUAUAAAUGUUUAAAUAUGCAACAUUGUUCAACAUUGCAUCACAAAACUUCUAUUCAUUAUAUCAGUUUAGUUCAAAAUUAUCUUAAAAUUGGUGUAAAUUUGUAAUCAAGUGUAAAUCUGUUCAUUUCUGUUCAACAUAUGGAGAGCUCUGCUGUGUUCUGUACAAGUUUAGAAUUCGAGUAAUAAAGAUGACAAAAUGUU
Molecule: messenger RNA, 1967 nt
Organism: Saccostrea cuccullata (small rock oyster)
Lineage: Eukaryota; Metazoa; Mollusca; Bivalvia; Ostreida; Ostreidae
Exons: 2
Coding region: 50-1546 (498 amino acids)
Source: RefSeq, a predicted model, not a curated record